Molecule: messenger RNA, 2595 nt
Organism: Emys orbicularis (European pond turtle)
Lineage: Eukaryota; Metazoa; Chordata; Testudines; Emydidae
Gene: VILL
Product: villin like
Exons: 19
Coding region: 1-2595 (864 amino acids)
Biological process (GO): actin polymerization or depolymerization; actin filament severing; barbed-end actin filament capping
Cellular component (GO): actin cytoskeleton; cytoplasm
Molecular function (GO): phosphatidylinositol-4,5-bisphosphate binding; actin filament binding
Source: RefSeq, a predicted model, not a curated record
AUGACGGAGACUGACACGGGCCUCCCCACUAUCGAGAGAAAGCCGGGGCUGCAGAUAUGGACCAUAGAGAAAAUGAAAAUGGUUCCCAUUCCCGAAAAGGCUUAUGGGGGCUUUUUCGAAGGAGACUGUUACAUCAUAUUAUAUAACAAGAAGACCUCAAACGGCUUCAUCACAGACCUGCACUACUGGAUCGGGAAGGACUCCACUCAGGAUGAACAGGGCGCUGCAGCCUUCUACGUCACGCAGAUGGAUGACAUGCUUGGGGGAAGCCCAGUGCAACAUCGAGAAGUGGAGGGACAUGAGUCCGAGGCCUUCAAAAGCUACUUCAAAAGUGGCAUUAUCUACAAGAAGGGAGGCGUCGCUUCAGGAUUCAAGCACGUGGAGACCAAUAUGUACAACAUCAGACGCCUCCUUCAUGUCAAGGGGAAGAAGCAUGUGUCAGCCACAGAGGUGGAGCUUUCAUGGGACAGCUUCAAUGAGGGGGAUGUGUUUCUGUUGGACCUGGGGAAAGUGCUGAUCCAGUGGAAUGGUCCCAACUGCAACAUUGCGGAGAAAUCCAGGGGACUGGCUCUGGCUCGUAGCAUCAGGGAUGAUGAGAGAGGCGGCCGUGCCCAGAUUGGCAUCAUUGACAAUGAGAAGGACUCGCCGGACCUCAUGCAGAUCAUGAAAACAGUGCUUGGGGAGAGACGUGGGGCGCUCGGGGCCGCCACGCCCGAUGAGAAAGCCGAUGAGCUGCAGAAAGCAAACGUCCGGCUCUACCAUGUCUACGAAAAGGACGACAACUUGGUGGUGCAGGAGAUAGCCACCCGGCCCCUCACACAAGAUCUCCUCCAGCAUGAGGACUGUCACAUUUUAGACCAAGGUGGUUUUAAGAUCUAUGUUUGGAGAGGAAAAGACUCCAGCAAGGAGGAAAAGAGAGCAGCAUUCAGCCGCGCUGUGGGUUUUAUCCAAGCCAAGGGUUAUUCUGCUACCACCAACGUGGAAGUGGUGAAUGACGGCGCAGAGUCGGCAAUGUUUAAACAGCUCUUCAAGAGGUGGACAGAAAAGGAGGAAACUCAAGGGCUUGGCAAAGUCUACACAACUAGCAAGAUUGCCAAGGUGGAGCAAGUGAAAUUUGAUGUCUCUCAGUUACAUGCCAGACCAGAGCUAGCUGCAGAACAGAGAAUGGCAGAUGAUGCCUCCGGGAAAGUUGAGGUGUGGAGGAUUGAGGAUCUGCACAUGCAACCAGUGGAUCCCAGGACUUACGGGCAGUUCUACGGAGGAGAUUGUUACCUGGUCCUCUAUACGUACCUGACCUCGGGCAGAACUCAUUACAUUAUCUAUAUGUGGCAAGGCCGCCAUGCGUCCGUGGAUGAAAUCACUGCCUGCGCAUUCAACGCCGUGGAGCUGGACAAAAAGUACGGGAACGAGCCGGUGCAGGUUCGAGUGACGAUGGGCAGGGAGCCUCAGCACUUCCUUGCCAUCUUUAAGGGCAGCCUGAUUAUUUAUGAGGGAGGCACGAGUCGCGCACAGAAUAACGAGCCCGAGCCCAUGGUCCGUCUCUUCCAAGUGAGAGGUACUGAUGAGAUCAACACCAAAACCAUCGAGGUGCCAGCCCGGGCCUCCUCCCUCAACUCCAACGACGUCUUCCUGCUCACGACCAACCAGGUCUGCUACCUGUGGUGUGGGAAGGGUUGCAGCGGGGAUGAGAGAGAGAUGGCGAAGAUAGUGGCCAACAUCGUCUCCAAACGGGACAAGCAGACCAUUCUGGAGGGGCAAGAGCCGGUGGAGUUCUGGGCAGCACUGGGAGGAAAAGCCCCCUAUGCCAGUGACAAGAGAUUCCAAGAGCCAACUGUCCGAUACCAGCCCCGCCUGUUUGAGUGCUCCAACCAGACAGGGCGGUUUAUCAUGACGGAAGUGGUGGGCUUCUGCCAGGAUGACUUGGAUGAAGAUGAUGUCAUGUUACUAGACACUUGGGAAGAGAUUUUCCUUUGGAUUGGCAAAACCUCCAAUACAUAUGAAAGAAAUGAGGCUAUUUCCUCAGCCAAAGACUAUCUGAAGACCCAUCCAGCUGGAAGAGAUUUAGCAACACCAAUAAUAAUGGUGAAGCAAGGCUAUGAACCACUAACCUUCACAGGCUGGUUCAGUGCUUGGGAUCCGUAUAAGUGGAGCGAUGGGAAGUCCUACGAGGAGAUGAAGAAUAGCUUAGGAGAUGUGUCUGCUAUAUCAGAGAUCGCAGUGGAUCUUAACAAUGCCAAUCUGAACAAGAGAAACGCAGACAGUAAACCUGCCAGCCCGGCUGGUCCAAGAACAGAGAGAACUUCACCUGCAUAUAAACCACACCCCAAAAGCAACGUCAACAGCACUAGCAACUAUCAGAAUAACAAUGCCCCUUCGGUAGUUUCGGCAAUGACCAAUGGAAAUGGAGCCUAUCCCAGAGAGGUGCUGAUCAACAAGACAGUGGAUGAACUUCCAGAAGGCGUGGAUCCUGCUAAAAAAGAGUACUAUCUGUCUGAUGCAGACUUCCACGAUAUCUUUGGGAGAUCCAAGGAUGAGUUCUACCAGAUGCCCAGAUGGAAGCAGCAGAACGAGAAGAAACAGCAUGGACUGUUUUGA